Messenger RNA from Copidosoma floridanum, 459 nucleotides. RefSeq lists its product as uncharacterized. The record is from RefSeq and is a predicted model, not a curated record. NCBI's taxonomy places the organism in Eukaryota, Metazoa, Arthropoda, Insecta, Hymenoptera, Encyrtidae.
AUGCUCCCAAGGGUUCCUGCUGGUGGCCGCCUCGUCCUCCUAUUCCUGCUGGGUUUCCUCCUAUUUGAGGCAACGUGGCGGGGCGCGUCGGCGGGUACCAGGCGCAAGAGAUACGUUGCCUUUCGCAAGGGUAGCACUUUUUUCUAUCGAAUCAACUACAAAGUGAGCACUCUACCACACACCACGGUUUUCACGCAGGCAAGUGGAUUCAAAGUCGCAUGGGAACUCCCGACGGGGGCUAGUUACGAGUUCAACGGAAGCACGUGCCUUUUGAAGAGUUUGUGCCAGGCUACUAUCUCUCUCGGGGAGAGCGAUGGGGUGUUCAAGAAAAUGCUGGACUUGCUGGCCAGUUCUUAUGGUAAAAACGGUUCGGCCCCUCUGGACCCUUCGCUGUGCAAAAACUACAGCCACGCCUGCCCGCUUCACCUCGUUGGAUUGAAUUUCUUUGCGAAAAGCUGA